AUGGCAAGAAAACGACCCCACCCCCAAGCCAAAGAUUUUACCAUCGCAUGGAUUUGCGCUCUACCUCUCGAACUCAGCGCUGCACGUGCUGUCCUGGACGAGGAAUACGAAGAUAUCAACGAGGCAGCUCAAUUCGUAUUAGGUCGCAUCGGAAUACAUAAUGUGGUUAUUGCCAGUCUCCCUGCAGGGCAGAUUGGCACAAGCUCUGCUGCCGCGACUGCUGCUCAAACGCGAUCCUCGUUUCCUGCUGUGUUGUACUGGUUGAUGGUGGGGAUUGGCGGUGGCGUCCCAAGUUCUGUCACUGAUAUACGGCUUGGAGAUGUUGUAGUCAGUCAGCCACAACAUUGCCAUGGAGGUGUUAUUCAAUACGACCUGGGCAAAACUGCGCCUGAUGGGCAACAUAUUCGUACGGGUUUCCUCAACGCACCGCCUCCUAUACUAGGAACCGCUGUGAGCAAGAUGCGGUCAGUCUCAGACUUAGGCAAAAGCAGAAUCCAGUCCUGCUUGUCCUCCCUCUCCCACCACAAUAUGUUCGAUCGGUGCCGUGCGGGUCCCGACAUCCUCUUCGAGCCCUCGUAUAAACACGUUCAAGGAUCAACAUGCCAUCAGUGUCCCGAGCAUAAGAUUGUCCAACGACCUCGACGGGAAAAUGAAGAUAUUGUCAUACACUAUGGCUUGAUAGCAUCUGGCAACCAAGUCAUGAAAAAUGGAGUAGAGAGAGACAACUUAAGCGCUAAAUUGGGUGGUGUUCUUUGCUUCGAAAUGGAGGCCGCCGGCCUCAUGAAUAACUUCCCCUGCCUCGUCAUCCGGGGCAUAUGCGACUAUGCAGAUUCACACAAGAAUGACAAAUGGCAGCCUUUUGCUGCUGCAUCAGCCGCAGCGUGUGCGAAAGAAAUUCUGUCUUGCGUCCCUACUUCUGGACGUUCGAGGAGUCGGAGCCAUGAAGCUACCGAACGUUUAAGUUAUACAUUGCAAGCCGGUCAUACAGAACAAGAUUCCAGAUCCAGAAAGAUAUCAAAGGCGAACGAGGCGUUGGAAGGCUCUGGUCAGGAUUCACUGUACGUGGGAUCGUCUCUGACAGAAGAUCAACGACAGCGCUUUUUGAGAUCGUUGAAUUUUGAUCAGAUUGAUGCUCGUCAUGCAACCAUUCGAUCAGCACACGCGAAGACAUGCAGAUGGAUCCAUAGCAACCCCGGCUAUCAAGACUGGCUCGACGAUGACCGCCUCCCGGAACACCAUGGCUUCCUGUGGCUCAAGGGCAAGCCAGGGGUGGGCAAGAGUACCUUGAUGAAAUUUGCCCUUGCAAGCACCAAAAAGAGACUGCCCGAUUGGACCGUUAUAUCCUUCUUCUUCAAUGCUAGAGGCGAAGAUUUAGAGAAGUCAGCGUUAGGAAUGUAUCGGUCCCUAUUGUUUCAGCUCCUAGAGAAACUUCCUGAUCUUCAGAAAGUACUUGCGUUGCGGCCUCCACAACUAGACGACAUGGGAUCUCCCGAAUGGGAUGUUGAGAUCUUGAAGACUAUUUUCGAAAAUGCUGUUACACAAAUUGGAGAUCGCCCCUUAAUCUGCUUUGUCGAUGCGCUAGAUGAGUGUGAGGAUGAUCAGGUACGAGACAUGGUGGUCUUUUUGGAGCAACUGGGCCAGACUGCGGUCUUAUCUGGAUUGAAGUUUCGUACUUGUUUCUCAAGCCGGCACUAUCCCCACAUUACUAUCGAUAAUUGUAAAGAGCUUGUUCUCCAAGAGCAAGAUGGCCAUCAAAAGGACAUGACGAAUUAUCUCCAUAGCGAGCUAAAAGCUGGACGCAGUAAGUUGGUUGACCAGAUCAGAGAUGAGAUACUCAGUAGGGCAUCUGGCAUCUUUUUAUGGGUUGUCCUUGUCGUACGGAUGCUCAACGAAGAGUAUGCUCGCGGUCGCAUACAUGCGCUGAGAAGGCGACUUAAUGAGAUCCCGGACAGCUUGGAAAAACUCUUUGACAGCAUUUUAAGUAGGGACAAUCUAAAUGGAGAUGGGAUGAUUCUCUGUUUGCAAUGGGUUCUGUAUACCAGACGACCAUUAAGAACCGAGGAGCUAUACUUUGCUAUCCUGGCUGGAAUCGAGCCCGAGUCUGUGUCUGCUUGGAACUCAGAAGUGAUUACUAAGGACGACAUGGAGAGAUUUAUCUUGAACCAUUCCAAGGGGUUGGUGGAAGAGACAAAAGCCAAAUCAAGAACCGUUCAAUUCAUUCAUGAAUCUGUACGAGAUUUCUUUCUUCAUGGAAAGGGACUAGACAAACCAUAUUUCGGACCAGCAGCUACGUUUCCGGCACGAAGCCAUGAAAAUUUGAAGCAAUGUUGCCAGAAAUAUCUCCUAGGAGUUGAUGUCACAUCGAAUCUAGCUUUGAAUGGAUCGCUGCCAAAAGCCUCAUCAGAAGAUUCAGCGAAUCUUCGCCGAAGAGCCUGUGAGAGUUUUCCUUUUCUCGAAUACGCAGUACAUAAUGUGCUUUACCACAGCGAUGCUGCAGACGGCCUUGGAUGUCCCCAGAAUAUGUUCAUUAGAGAAUUUCCUCUCUCAAGAUGGAAUUUCAUGAACAACCUCCUUCAAAGAUAUGACAUUCGCCGUCAUUCGUCCAAUGUUAGCUUGCUGUACAUUCUGGCCGAGGAAGACCUACCGAGCCUCAUUCGGAUUGUACGCAGGCAUGUUGAAACCAUCGACAUUAGAGGCGAAAGAUAUGGUUCGCCGCUGGUAGCUGCCUGGGCAGCAGGGAACGAAGAAGCUCUCCGAGCUCUUCUGACCUUGAAUGAACGUGAAGAAAGUGAGCUUCACGCUAAUCAUGAUGGAUCAUCUCCUUUAGAUCACGAUCUUCGCGAAGUGGUUUCAUCACUUCUUAAACACAAACACGACAUCAAAGUGACAAGCAAUACAACCUUGCUGUCGUGGGCGGUUCGACGAGGAGAAAUCAGCAUAGUGAAGUUCUUGCUUGCAAGCAGAAAUAUCGAUGUGAAUGCUAAGGACAAGGAUGAUUUGACACCAUUAUCAUAUGCUGCCCAAAACGGUCAUUCAGAAGUAGUGAAGCUUCUGCUUGCAAGCAGAAAUAUCGAUGUGAAUGCUAAGGACAAGGAAGAUUUGACACCAUUAUCAUGGGCUGCCCAAAAGGUCAUUCAGAAGUGGUAA
Endocarpon pusillum Z07020 is the source of this 3147-nucleotide messenger RNA. RefSeq lists its product as uncharacterized. Gene Ontology annotation, molecular function: protein binding; catalytic activity. The record is from RefSeq and is a predicted model, not a curated record. The transcript has a single exon. Gene Ontology annotation, biological process: nucleoside metabolic process. The coding region runs from base 1 to 3147 and encodes 1048 amino acids. Lineage: Eukaryota; Fungi; Ascomycota; Eurotiomycetes; Verrucariales; Verrucariaceae.